Fragaria vesca subsp. vesca is the source of this 3423-nucleotide messenger RNA. RefSeq names its product aconitate hydratase 2, mitochondrial-like. The record is from RefSeq and is a predicted model, not a curated record. The transcript is spliced from 20 exons. The coding region runs from base 1 to 2973 and encodes 990 amino acids. Gene Ontology annotation, biological process: tricarboxylic acid cycle; citrate metabolic process. Gene Ontology annotation, molecular function: aconitate hydratase activity; 4 iron, 4 sulfur cluster binding. NCBI's taxonomy places the organism in Eukaryota, Viridiplantae, Streptophyta, Magnoliopsida, Rosales, Rosaceae. Gene Ontology annotation, cellular component: mitochondrion; cytosol.
AUGUAUAUAGCCACAGCCUCCUCCUCUGCCUCCGCUCUUCUCAGAGCUUCCAGGGCACGAUUCUUCUCCUCUUCCACUUCCACUCUUUCCAGAACCUUCUUGCCUUCACCGCCUCGGGCCUCGCCGCGUAGCUUCACCGCUCAAAGGCUUCUCAGCUCCUCCGCCGCCACUCGGUGGAGCCACGGCGUCCAUUGGCGCGCUCCUUACACGCUUCGCUCUCAGAUCAGGGCCAUCGCUCCCGUCGUUGAACGCGUCCAGCGUAGGAUCGCUACCAUGGCUCCGGAAAGUCAUCCGUUCAAGGAGCAUUUGACAAGUCUGCCGAAGCCUGGAGGCGGCGAGUAUGGGAAGUUCUAUAGCCUUACUUCACUGAAAGACCCGAGGAUCGAUAGGUUGCCGUACUCUAUCAGAAUCCUGCUUGAAUCUGCUAUUCGUAAUUGUGACAACUUCCAAGUCAAGAAGGAAGAUGUUGAGAAGAUUCUUGAUUGGGAGAUUACUGCUCCAAAGCAAGUUGAAAUUCCUUUCAAGCCUGCUCGUGUACUCUUGCAGGACUUUACUGGAGUGCCAGCUGUGGUUGACCUUGCUGUAAUGCGUGAUGCUAUGAACAAUCUUGGCAGUGAUUCGAACAAGAUCAAUCCCUUGGUUCCUGUUGAUCUUGUUGUUGAUCACUCCGUUCAAGUUGACGUUGCAAGAUCAGAAAAUGCAGUGCAGGCAAAUAUGGAGCUAGAAUUCUCGAGAAACCAGGAGAGAUUUGCUUUCCUUAAAUGGGGGUCUACUGCUUUCCAAAAUAUGCUUGUUGUUCCACCUGGUUCUGGCAUUGUUCAUCAGGUUAAUCUCGAGUAUCUUGGACGGGUUGUGUUCAACACUAACGGCUUACUCUACCCCGAUAGUGUGGUUGGAACUGAUUCCCAUACAACCAUGAUUGAUGGUUUGGGAGUAGCUGGCUGGGGAGUUGGGGGUAUUGAAGCAGAAGCUACUAUGCUUGGUCAGCCCAUGAGCAUGGUGUUGCCUGGAGUUGUUGGAUUCAAGUUAUCUGGAAAGUUGAACAAUGGUGUUACUGCUACCGACUUGGUCUUGACUGUCACACAAAUGCUGAGGAAGCAUGGAGUUGUGGGAAAAUUCGUUGAGUUUUAUGGGGGCGGUAUGGGUGAACUAUCUUUAGCUGACAGGGCAACUAUUGCCAAUAUGUCUCCUGAAUAUGGUGCAACCAUGGGUUUCUUCCCAGUAGAUCAUGUCACUUUACAAUAUCUCAAAUUGACUGGUAGAACUGAUGAAACUGUGGCAAUGAUUGAAGGUUAUCUCCGGGCAAAUAAAUUGUUUGUUGACUAUAACGAGCCUGAAUCAGAAAGAGUUUACUCAUCUUACCUGGAAUUGGACCUUUCACAAGUGGAGCCCUGUAUCUCCGGACCAAAGAGACCUCAUGAUCGUGUGACCUUGAAGGAUAUGAAAGCUGACUGGCAUGCCUGUCUUGAUAACAAAGUUGGGUUCAAGGGAUUUGCUAUACCAAAAGAGGUACAAGACAAAGAGGUGAAGUUUUCAUUCCAUGGGCAGCCAGCAGAGCUUAAGCAUGGUAGUGUUGUCAUUGCUGCCAUAACCAGUUGCACCAAUACAUCAAACCCAAGUGUUAUGCUUGGGGCUGCUCUUGUUGCAAAAAAGGCCUGUGAUCUUGGUCUACGGGUCAAGCCAUGGGUAAAAACAAGUCUUGCACCGGGUUCCGGAGUUGUUACAAAAUAUUUGCUCCAGAGUGGAUUGCAAAAGUAUCUAAAUGAACAGGGUUUCAAUAUUGUUGGAUAUGGAUGCACAACAUGCAUUGGAAAUUCUGGGGACUUAGAUGAAUCUGUUGCAUCUGCCAUAACCGAAAAUGACAUAGUAGCAGCUGCUGUGCUUUCUGGAAACAGGAACUUUGAAGGCCGGGUACAUCCAUUGACAAGAGCUAAUUACCUUGCCUCACCACCUUUAGUGGUUGCUUAUGCCCUUGCUGGCACGGUUGACAUCGAUUUCGAUAAGGAGCCAAUUGGAACAGGCAAGGACGGGAAGAGCGUCUAUUUUAGGGACAUCUGGCCAUCUUCAGAAGAGAUUGCCCAGGUUGUGCAAUCCAGUGUGUUGCCAGAAAUGUUCAGAAGCACUUAUGAGUCUAUUACUAAAGGCAACCCCAUGUGGAAUCAGCUAUCAGUUCCAGAAACUAAACUUUAUUCAUGGGACCCUAACUCAACCUAUAUUCAUGAGCCCCCAUACUUCAAGGGCAUGACCAUGGAUCCUCCUGGUGCUCAUGGAGUGAAGGAUGCCUACUGUCUGUUAAACUUUGGUGACAGUAUUACAACAGAUCACAUCUCCCCAGCAGGAAGCAUCCACAAGGACAGUCCUGCUGCAAAGUACCUUCUUGAACGCGGAGUGGAUCGCAAGGACUUCAAUUCCUAUGGAAGUCGUCGUGGCAAUGAUGAAGUGAUGGCAAGAGGAACUUUUGCCAAUAUUCGCCUUGUCAAUAAGCUAUUGAAUGGAGAAGUGGGUCCUAAAACAGUUCACGUUCCUUCCGGAGAGAAACUCUCCGUCUUCGAUGCUGCAAUGAAAUACAAGUCUGCUGGGCAGGACACCAUUGUUUUGGCUGGUGCUGAGUAUGGAAGUGGAAGCUCCCGGGAUUGGGCUGCCAAGGGCCCAAUGUUGUUGGGUGUUAAAGCAGUGAUUUCUAAAAGUUUUGAGAGAAUCCAUCGCAGUAAUUUGGUUGGUAUGGGUAUUAUUCCACUUUGUUUCAAAGCUGGCGAGGAUGCAGAUACACUAGGAUUGACUGGUCAUGAACGUUAUACCAUUGACCUUCCUAGCAACAUCAGUGAGAUAAAGCCCGGCCAAGAUGUGACUGUCACUACAGACAGUGGAAAGUCUUUCGUAUGCACAGUGCGCUUUGAUACUGAGGUGGAAUUGGCUUACUUCAACCACGGAGGUAUCCUUCCCUAUGUGAUAAGGAACCUGAGCAAGCAGUAAUUGAAUCGCUGUUUCAGAGGAUGUGCUCCACAUCAUGCAAGCGUAUUCAAUUGUAAAAUGUGAGGAAGCAAAAUAAAGUUUCGAAUAAUUGGAAGAGAUCCCUUUCAAGGGACAGGUAUUUUUUUGAAAUUCAUUCAAGCACUGCCCGGGUUGUUUAGGCAUGUUGGUUGGUCUGUUAACAGGGUAAAAACAAUAGUCCGCGUAGUAUAAUUUUUCCCUCUUCAGAUUGUUGCUUGUUCUUAAGCAGUCAAUAUAUAUACCUUGGGGUUUUAAGGCCACCAUGUGAUAUAGGCAGGGUUUUAACCUCAUCAAUGUGAUUUUUGUUCAUGGCGAAGCUGAUUCCAAGCAUUUUCUACUUGUCGAUGGCAUUGAACAUGAUUUUGUUUUCUUAACACCACUUCUUACUCUGCUGUUAUAAGCUAGUCUUCAUGCCAAAAGCAAUCAUUUAUC